AAAUUUGUAAAUUUGAGGAUUCAAGAGAGAGAGAGAGAAAAUGGGUUCAUCGAAAGAAGGCAGAGGAAGUAGAAUCCUAAGAGGAAUCAAGACUCUGUUUUUCUUAAUGGCUAUGUUAUUCUCUCUCUUACUCUGCGCACCGGUUCUUUUAGUCAUCGCCGACGCAAUCCUCCCGUCGGCACUACUCUCCGCCUCCCUUUCUCCUCAGACCUCUCUCUCUUUUCAAACGAUCUACUCUCAUUUCAAAACCUACGACUUUCGCUACACUCUUGUCGACGUCCCACUCAUCUCCAUCCUCCGUUCUGCAAUCAUUUUCUGUGUUUACAGCAUCUGCGAUGGACCGAGUUUAUCAAGAGGUCCUUAUUUAGGAAUCGCAAUGGUGUGUUCGAUUUCGUCGGUUGUUUUUGUUUCGGUUAAGGCUUCGUUUGUUUUCAGCGAGCCGAGAGGAGGGGGAAGAGAUGAUCAUGCUAGAGCCAUGGAGAUGGCGAUGUUCAUAAGUUCAUUGAUCUUGGCUGUGGGUCAUAUGGUUGCUGCUUAUAGAACUAGUUGCAGAGAAAGAAGGAAACUUCUUGUUUUCAAAAUUGACAUUGAAGCUGUAUCUUCAGCAUGUAAGAAUGGUUUUCCCAAGUAUCACAAAAUUCUUCAAGAAGAGAGAAUCAAAGCAGUUAAAGGCAAUUUAUGAUCUAUUAUUGGCUUCUUCUUCUUUCUUAUUCUUAUUGUUGUUGUUAAACAACCCCCUUUACCCAUAGCCAUAUAUUAGGCAACUACAAUUUUCCAAGCCAAACCCUAAAACCCAACCUUCAUUUCAGGUAAAAUCAUCAAUUUCUCUCUAAACUAGCUGUAAUUGGGCGGCCAGAGAGGCAUUAGUUAGCAUUUUAAAUACCAUAUAUGUAUAUACAUAUACAUACACACAUCCCAUAUGGAUGUGAUACAAAAUUUGUACAGCUCAUCAUUAUCAAUAUAUAGUUAUUAACUUAUUAGCAUCUCUUUCUCCUUUCA
Molecule: messenger RNA, 999 nt
Organism: Impatiens glandulifera
Lineage: Eukaryota; Viridiplantae; Streptophyta; Magnoliopsida; Ericales; Balsaminaceae
Exons: 3
Coding region: 41-682 (213 amino acids)
Source: RefSeq, a predicted model, not a curated record